Messenger RNA from Argentina anserina (silverweed cinquefoil), 732 nucleotides. RefSeq lists its product as uncharacterized. The record is from RefSeq and is a predicted model, not a curated record. NCBI's taxonomy places the organism in Eukaryota, Viridiplantae, Streptophyta, Magnoliopsida, Rosales, Rosaceae. Bases 4 to 732 code for a protein of 242 amino acids. Gene Ontology annotation, molecular function: actin filament binding. The transcript has a single exon. Gene Ontology annotation, cellular component: actin filament. Gene Ontology annotation, biological process: actin filament organization; muscle contraction.
GACAUGGAGGUCAUCAGAAAGAAACUACAAUCGUAUAAGGUCGAUCUAGAGAAUGCCAUCGAUCGGGCCGAGCUGGCCGACAAGCAGCUCAAGGAGCACAAGCUGAGGGCCGAUCGGGCGGAGAGCGAAAUUUCGGCGCUCAGCCGGCGGAUUCAGUUGCUCGAGGAGGAUCUCGAACGGUCGGAGGAGAGAUUAAAAGUCACCCAACAGAAGCUGGAGGAGGCCACUCAGGUGGCCGACGAGGGCGAACGCGUGCGAAAGACGCUCGAGCAUCGUGCGGCCACCGACGAGGAACGAAUGGACGCCCUCGAGAGUUCGCUUAGGGAAACGAAACUAUUGGCAGAGGAUUCAGAUCGAAAAUACGACGAGGUGGCCAGGAAGUUGGCUCUCGUCGAGACCGAUCUCGAGCGAGCAGAGGAUCGCGCCAAGAAGGCUGAAGCGAAACAGGCUGAAUACGAGGAGGAGCUCAGAAUUAUUGGAAACAAUCUGAGAUCGUUGGAGCUGAGCGAGGAGAAAGCUUUGGAGCAGCAGCAAACUUUUGAGCAGGCCAUUAGGACGGCCCACCAGAGGUCUCAGGAGGCAGAAUCGCGGGCCGAGUUUGCCGAACGAACCGUCCAGAAGCUCCAAAAGGAAGUCGACCGAUUAGAGGAGGCCCUCAUAAACGAACGUGAAAAAUACAAACACAUUUCGGAGGAGCUAGAUCAGACUUUCUCAGAGCUAACCGCCUGUUAG